Molecule: messenger RNA, 2902 nt
Organism: Elaeis guineensis (African oil palm)
Lineage: Eukaryota; Viridiplantae; Streptophyta; Magnoliopsida; Arecales; Arecaceae
Source: RefSeq, a predicted model, not a curated record
GGUUUUAAAUGCUAGGGGAACUGCUCCUAUAAUCUCAUAAACCUGCAUUAGUUCCCAGCUCCUCUUUUGAGCUCUGAAGCUUAUGAUGAGGAUCUAUAUCCAUCUUUCUGUCCUUCUUUUGUCACUAAGCCACGGACUGGAAUGGGCCAAUGCUAAUGGCGGCAGCACUUCUAACUCACCAACCACCAUCGAUGUUGGCGUCAUUUUGGAUAUGGGCUCAUGGAUUGGGAACAUUAGCUGGAGCUGCAUCUCAAUGGCAAUAGACGACUUCUAUGCGGCACACCCCAACUACAGCACAAGAUUGGUCCCCCACCGCAGGAACUCAGGGGAUGAUGUUGUAUCUGCUGCAUCCGCUGCUCUUGACCUAAUUAACAACGCUCGAGUGCAAGCUAUCAUUGGUCUGCAAACUUCUCUACAAGCUAAGUUUGUGGCAGAACUUGGGACCAAAGCUCAGGUUCCCAUCAUCUCUUUCUCGGCAACAUGCCCUUAUCUCUCCUCCCCACGAACGCCGUACUUCGUUCGAACUGCAUUGAAUGAUUCCACUCAAGCAACAGCCAUUGCUGGACUCAUCCACUCAUUUGCAUGGAGAGAAGUGAUUCCCAUAUUUGAGAACUCUGACUACGGGAAUGGAAUCCUAUCUUUCCUCAAUGAUGCCUUACAAGAAAUAGGUGCCCACAUUCCCCACAGCAGCAUGAUUUCAGUUCCAGCGACCGAUGAUCGGAUACAAGAAGAGCUCCUCAACUUAAAAACCAGGCGAACAAGGGUCUUUAUCGUGCACGUGUCGCACUCUCUUGCUUACCGUCUUUUUCUGAAGGCCAAAGAGGCAGAUAUGAUGAGUGAAGGCUAUGCUUGGAUCAUGACCUAUGGCUCAACAGCUUACUUGAAUUUAAUGGAUUCCUCCACUAUUGAUGCCAUGCAAGGUGUACUGAGCAUCAACCCAUAUGUGCACGAGUCUAAAAAGCUCGACAAUUUCAAAUCAAGAUGGAAGAAGAGAUUCUACCAAGAAAACCCGAGUGUUAAAGCAGCAGAACCUGGUGUAUUUGGUUUAUGGGCAUAUGAUACUGUGUGGGCUCUAGCAAUGGCUGUAGAGAGUGCUGGGAUGGGAGGCUCUAUCAAUCAGAAGCCGAACAUGGCUAACUCCACAACCGACUGGUUCAGACUUGGAUUCUCAUCAAAUGGUCCCAAACUUCUCGAAUUGAUAUCAAAUACAAAGCUCAGCGGAGUAAGUGGGAAGUUUCAUUUGGUAGACGGGCAGCUUGAGUUGACGGGAUUUGAGAUAAUCAAUGUGAUUGGGAGUAGGAGGAAAAGGAUUGGAUUCUGGACUUCGGGUUAUGGAAUCACUAAAAGCAUGGAUUUUAAGGCCAGUCUUAGUGGCAUUGUGUGGCCUGGAGACACGAUGAUCGAGCCGAAGGGUUUGGAUUGGCAGACGAGCAAGCAAAGGAUUGGUAUUCCGGUGAAAUCCGGAGGCUUCAGCGAGUUCAUCAAUCAGGAGUGGAAUCCCCUCACCAAAAGAAAUGCAAGUGGGUUCUCCAUCGAAGUGUUUGAUAUGGUGAUGGCGUCACUGCCUUAUGCUGUGCCUUAUGAGUACAUUCCCUAUGCGGAUGCUAAGGGAAGGAUGAAGGGGAGUUAUGAUGAUCUUGUCUACGAGGUCUACCUUAAGAAUUUCGAUGCAGUGGUGGGCGAUGUGACGAUCACAACAAACCGAUCGGUGUAUGUGGAUUUUACAGCACCUUACACCGAAAUGGGGAUGUCGAUGGUGGUGCCGAUCAAGAAUGACCGAAAGAGUGCAAUGUUCUUCUUCAAGCCACUGACAACAAGCCUUUGGUUGGUAAGUGGAGCAUUCUUCAUCUUCAUAGGAUUUGUGGUCUGGGCUUUGGAACAUGGCAACAAUGAAGAGUUCAAGGGGCCUCUGCGCAAUCAAGUUGGCACAGUCUUCUACUUUUCCUUUUCGACACUGGUUUUUGCACACAGAGAGAAGCUACUUGGUAACUUCACGAGAGUUGUAGUCGUCGUUUGGGUUUUUGUGGUGUUCAUUUUAACGUCGAGCUACACCGCAAGCUUAUCCUCAGUGCUUACUGUGCAACAGAGUACUCCUGUCACCGACGUAAAUGAGAUAAUAAGGAAUGGGGGUUCCAUUGGCUACAUGGGGGACUCCUCCAUGCUGGGACAAUGGAAAAUCCACAAGUCCAAACUCAAGGCCUACAAUUCUACUGAGGAGUAUGAUGGGGCCCUAUCUAAAGGAAGUUCUGAAGGUGGUGUUUCUGCCAUUAUUGCAGAGAUCCCUUGCAUUGAAGUCUUCCUCUCCAAACUAUGUCACAAAUACGUUAGGGCCGGACCAGUUUACAGAACUGAUGGGUUUGGUUUUGUCUUUCCUAAGGGAUCACCCCUGGUCCCUGAUAUAUCAAUAGCAAUUUUAAAGAUGACUGGUGACAUCGAACAGAUGCUUUACAGGAACAGGACUUUUUGUCCUAAUGAUAGUAGCAUGGCCACUUCAGAAAUCCUUUCACUUGAUGACUUCUGGGGUCUUUUCCUCACUGCUGGAAUUCUUUCCACAGCAGCUUUAGCAAUCUCCAUGGUUUGCUUCGUCUACGAUCGUUGGCACUUUUAUGGCGCAAGAAUUGAUGGAACUUCGAUAUCAGGAAGGCUUGUGAGCAUUUCAAAGUUGUAUGGAAUUUGCUCAUCUUUUGCCAUCAGGAAGAGUGAACAAAGUGUCUUAAGGUUGACUGAUGAAGGUAAUGCAGGAUGUCAUAAUGAUGAUGCGGAACAGCGGAGCCCAUCAAGCCCUUCGGACCGCAUGUGUGGAAACUCUGGUCAAGCGGAAGGAACAACUGAGAGGGACAUUACUGUUCAUAUCCAAGAUCAACCAGCAUCUGUUGAGAUUGUGGAUGAAACCAGUCAGUGA